GGAUAUUUUCUCUUUUUCUGACCAUUCUCUGCAAACCCCAGAGAUUCUUCUUGUAAGAAUAAUUAUUGGUCCCAUUAUAAUUUAGUAUGUUGUUAUCUUUCAAAUAAUUUUAGAAAUCUCCUUAGUCUAGUUCACAAGUACAUUCUUUAGCUUACAGAACGACACAAAGCCUCUUUGGCUGCCACGGCUUUGGCAGAGCUUUCCUUUUUUGGCACACAAGCAUUUGACAAAUUAGACCAAAAGUAAACACGAUUAUGUAAAUGUAUGACAAAAUCAAAUUAUGUAUACUUUUCCAAAAGCUCCUUUGUUUGGCUCGAUUAUUCUCCUACAAUUCCCACACAGGGCCAUUGUAAAUUGGGUUAUGCACAAUUUUUGGAGAGGGUGUCCUUGAUCCUCAGCUGUGGACCCUUGGACUGAACAACUGAUUAGAAUUCAGUAACAGAUUUCAAAGCAGACAUCAUGGCACAGGAGAUAUGCGUUUUUCUGUUUUCCCUGACGGCUCUUGGUGUCCUUUACACUAUGAACAAUGUUCCAGCAUUUCAAGAGCCAGUGGUAAUUCUGGAAAUCGGGGUGGCUGUUCUUGUGGCAGUGUUUCUCAUGGUCUACUUUGCUACUCGCUACAAUCCUCCUAAAGAUUAUUUGUUCUAUGUUUUUGCAGAGUUUUCCUUCACAUGUGUCAUUGACCUCACGAGCGCUCUAGAAUAUGAUGGCUUCGCCUCAGGAUUCAUGGAGUUCUACCAGAAAACGGGGGAGCCGUAUCUUGGCACACCCUAUGCUAUCAUGAUGUGCUAUUGGGACGGUGUAGUGCACUUUAUCAUCUACCUAAUACUGGUACACCGCAUGUCAAACAGGAAACAAUAUCGCACAUUGGGGCUUUUUUGGGCUGGAUCCCUGUGUGCCAACAUGAUUGUGUUUGUACCUGGAAUUGUAGUUGGUAAAUAUGGCUCAGAGAUCCGUCCUGCCUUCUGGCUCAACAUGCCCUUUUUGUUGGUGCCCAUAUGGGGAGCGGUGUCCCUGUUCUCCAGACCAAGGGAUAUGCCUCUUGUGGGUGCAUCCAAGGCUGAACGUGAGCAGAAAAAAGCCUUAAUAUGGCGCCCCCUGGACCUGCUCUUUGUGGUUUAUCUAGUGGCUGCCAUGGGAUUCACUAUCUUUAGAGGACUGGCAGUUCUUGAUUGCCCGUUGGAAAUCCUCAACAGGUAUGUGACAGAAUAUGAACCUUAUCUGAAGGAUCCCGUGGGCUUCCCCAAAGUUAUGAUGUUGCUGCUCCUAUUCCAUGCGCUUCCAAUGCUAGGUUCAUUUGCAUAUGGGCUGUGCACACCUGGCUGCACUUGGAUGCUUGACUGGACGGUAUAUUUUGCCGGUGCCAUUUUACAGUGCCAGUGGUCUCAUAUCGGAGCAUCCCUGCACCCACGCACUGCAGAAAUGUACAGGAUUCCCACCUCGGUCCUGGUGCCCAUCCUCCUUCUCAACCUGCUGUAUGCAGUCGGUCCUGUGCUGCUCGCCCUGCGUUGCAAACGAGAGCCGGACUACUUCCUUUCCAUCGCACCUGUGGGCCAAACUAACAAUGAGAAGAAAUUACGUUAAACCGACUAAGAAAACAUCAACUUUAAAGGGAUAGUUCACACAAAUUUUGAAAUUCUGUCAUCAUUUACUCACACUAGGUGAACUAUUCCUUUAGAAAACAUGUCAAAACAGAUUUACUGUAUUUAAUGGGCACAACAGUGCUUGACAGUUACAUCCAGUAGGUUCCUGUUAAUUUGGUAAUUAAGACAAGACCUUUAUCAUUGCAGUUUGCCUUCUGUUCAUUACUAUAAAGAUCUGAUGUGUUUCCUUAUUCCAGUGCAUUUUCCUAGUUCUGUCUGUUCCACACAAAUAUCACAUCCUAAAUUAUACAAAUGUCAGAACUUCUUUCUUGAAUAAUUGGCUGGUCUCAUAGGUAAUAAAUAAUUACUCUACAAAUCAUCAUCCAUCUGGAUACGUUGUAUAUACAUGAUUAAGUCAGCAGGGUUCAGUUCUACAGCUACUAACCUUAAAAGCAACUCUUGCUCAGCAGCUUUUUCAUGCUGAUAAGGAGCAAUGCACAAAAUUUCUGCUUGCACACACACAAACAGCACUGUGUGCAGGAUCCAAUCAGUUCCAGUGGAAUUAGAAUAGAUUGUCAAGCUAUACAAGAAAGACUAACUUAGCCAAUCAUUUCAGUGUUGACAUAGUGGAGUCCAUAAUGUAUAUCAUAUAUAGGGCAGACUAAUUUAACACAUACAACAAUAGCAGGUCAUUUUUUUGUAACACACUAAAACACUUCAAAAACAAAUCAUUCAAUAAACUGCAAAAAUGUCAAAUGUAUAACAUACAAAAAUAUCAAAUGGUUAUUUUGGCCAAGAAAUAUUCUAAUUAUUAAAUAUAAAACUCCUAAAACAUGUGACAACUCACCCUAACACUUUUUUUUUCUAAAUUCUCAUUACUUCAAAUAUAAUUAUCCAUAAUAAUACCGUAAUAAAGGAGAAGUCGAGCUAUGAAUGGCAUCAAUAAAAUGUUACACAUAAUACUGUAAUUAAUUGCUCAAAAAAAAUUAAUAGACAGUGCAUUAGUUCUUAAGAAGGCUAAUACAGGCUAUGAUUAGUUGUGCAACAUGGGCUGCGUUCCACUCCAGAACUUCCCUAAACACUUCCCCUCGGGGGAAUCCCUGCCGCCAUUUUGAAGUGCGUUCCACUUCGUGAAGUGGACGAGGGAAGUUUAUAUGGACAGACCCUCGCUCCCUCGAUUUUGACCGAGGGAGCGAGUCUACUUCAUAUGUACACUUCAGGCAGCUCCAUAACCCACAAUGCAACACAAUUAUGACAUCACCGCAUAUCACGUUUAAUUUACUCCACCACAAACAACUCUAUGAUAUAUUAAUUAUUUUUUUAAACAUUUAAAACACACAUAUAUACAUAUAGAAUGCUGUAUUAAACUAUUUUAA
Messenger RNA from Megalobrama amblycephala (Wuchang bream), 2959 nucleotides. It is a transcript of the gene tm6sf2b, whose product is annotated as transmembrane 6 superfamily member 2b. Bases 460 to 1584 code for a protein of 374 amino acids. Gene Ontology annotation, cellular component: endoplasmic reticulum-Golgi intermediate compartment membrane; endoplasmic reticulum membrane. The transcript is spliced from 11 exons. Gene Ontology annotation, biological process: lipid homeostasis; regulation of lipid metabolic process. The record is from RefSeq and is a predicted model, not a curated record. Lineage: Eukaryota; Metazoa; Chordata; Actinopteri; Cypriniformes; Xenocyprididae.